This is a messenger RNA of Loxodonta africana (African savanna elephant), 1450 nucleotides long. Its product is annotated as olfactory receptor 52E8. Gene Ontology annotation, molecular function: olfactory receptor activity; G protein-coupled receptor activity. The coding region runs from base 211 to 1185 and encodes 324 amino acids. NCBI's taxonomy places the organism in Eukaryota, Metazoa, Chordata, Mammalia, Proboscidea, Elephantidae. The record is from RefSeq and is a predicted model, not a curated record. Gene Ontology annotation, cellular component: plasma membrane. Gene Ontology annotation, biological process: G protein-coupled receptor signaling pathway. The transcript has a single exon.
UCUAUCCCUGGUACCGUUUGAAGCUUAGGUAAGACUAGCAGAACUUAAGGAGACUAUUUUAACUCUUUUCUGAAUGGGAACAAAGGAAGAUUAUAAUGUUAUUUCUCAUUUUACCAGGAAUCUGGAUGAAGGGAAAAAUGGAGCAAGAAUUACUAAUGAGGAGUCAGUAACUAUCUCUGGCACAUAAAACUUCUAAUUUUAGCAGGAAGAAUGUCAAUGUCUAAUGACACCCAGUUCCAUCCUUCUUCAUUCAUCCUAGUGGGCAUCCCAGGGCUAGAAGAUGUGCACAUCUGGAUUGGGUUCCCCUUUUUAUUUGUGUAUCUUGUUGCGCUUCUGGGGAAUGCCGUUGUUCUGUUCGUGAUCCAGGCUGAGAACAGUCUUCAUGAACCCAUGUACUACUUCCUGGCCGUGUUGGACUCCAUCGACCUGGGCCUUUCCACGACCACCAUCCCCAAAAUGCUGGGCAUCUUCUGGUUUAGCCUCAGGGAUAUAUCUUUUACAGGCUGCCUUUCCCAGAUGUUCUUCAUCCACUUUUUUACAGUUAUGGAGAGUGUUGUUCUUGUGGCUAUGGCUUUUGACCGCUACAUUGCCAUUUGCAAACCCCUUCGGUACACCAUGAUCCUCACCAGCAAAAUCAUCAGCAUCAUUGCAGGCGUUGCUAUCCUGAGGAGCCUGUACAUGGUGCUUCCAAUAGUGUUUCUCCUCCUUAGGUUGCCCUUCUGUGGGCACCAUAUCAUCCCUCACAGCUACUGUGAGCACAUGGGCAUUGCCCGUCUGGCCUGUGCCAGCAUCAAAGUGAAUAUUGCAUUUGGCCUUGGCAACAUUUCUAUCCUAUUAUUGGAUGUGUUCCUUAUUGCUCUGUCCUAUGUCAAGAUUCUGCAUACUAUUUUCCACCUGCCAUCCUGGGAGUCUCGGCUCAAAGCUCUUAACACCUGUGGCUCCCACAUUGGUGUUAUCUUAGCGUUUUUCACACCAGCAUUUUUCUCUUUUUUGACACACCGUUUUGGCCACAAUGUCCCCCGAUACAUCCAUAUCUUCUUGGCCAACUUGUAUGUGGUUGUACCCCCAGCCCUCAAUCCUGUAAUCUAUGGGGUCAGGACCAAGCAGAUUCGAGAGCGAGUGUUGAGGGUUUUUUUUAAAAAAAGACAGAUAAACAGUCAGAGGCCAUGGGUGGGUCUGUAUUAAAAUUCAUGAUUUUUUUUUCUACAUGUUAAAAGUGGUGUUUUCUACUCUGUAACACAAAGGAAAACAGGAAAGCACUGAAGAAUACUGAGACUAAUAAAAUUAUUUUUUCUUGCUUUUUGGGAGCUGGCAUAGUGAGAUAUCCACAUUUAAAAAGGUAAAUUUAAAUCCUUACCUCAUUCUGUAUAGAAAAUUUAACUCCAAAUGUAUCAGAGACCUAAAUAUAAGAAAAAAUUUUGAAGGAAAACGUGGGAAAAAAUAUUCAUAA